AUGAUGGACUUUUAUAUAUCAAUUUGAAAACUAAUUCGACCGUUGAAACCCUAAUUGUAGAUCGUUUUCUCUCUGCUCCCACACAGGAGCUUUUCCAUUGAAGAGAAAGCCAAAACUUCUUUUCAAAACAGUAAAACCCGGAAAUUUUCCUUCCAAAAUGGUAAGCCAAGAACCAAAAGAAUCCCCAAUCGAUCAAAACCCAGACGAAAAUGCCCAAAAUUUGGACCCAGUGUUCAGUCCAAGAUUCAAAUCCUUGGUUGCCAUGGCUGGUUGGGACGAAGAGUCCAUUCUCGUCGCUAGCCUUAUCGUUGAAGACACGCCCGAUCGACAGAUUAAGCAGAGGAAACGCUCUGAUACCCAGUUCAAGACUCCCCCUUCCAACACUUCAAGAAGAAAACGUAGGGUUCAAAGGAAGAGCCCGGUUUCGAUUUCAAUUCCUGUUAUUAAUCUUGACGAAGAAAACGAACCUGAAAAGCCAGAGAUUCAGGAAAUUAAGGUAGAAACCAAGAAAAAUGUAGUGAAAGAAGAUGAUAAGUCAAAGAAAGAGAAUUCCGAGGUUUCGUGUUCGAAUUCGAGUCUUCCUUGUAUGGAUAAGCUUAAAGAAGAGUUGUCUUGUGCAAUUUGUUUAGAGAUUUGCUUUGAACCUAGCACCACUUCUUGCGGACACAGUUUCUGUAAGAAAUGCUUAAGAUCUGCUGCUGAUAAGUGUGGGAAGAAAUGUCCGAAAUGCAGACAAUUAAUAAGCAAUGGAAGAUCUUGCACUGUGAAUACAGUUCUUUGGAACACAAUACAGCUUCUUUUUCCACAAGAAGUUGAGGCAAGGAAGGCGGCCGCGGUUGCAGAGCGCAAAACUCCACCAACAAGAACUAAUACUGAUGUAAGAAACCGCAAUGUUCGCCCUUAUAUGGUUUCAGGAUCAAGCGGAAAUGAGUCUGCAAGAAGAAGCGGUCUACGUAGCCAAGACCAUGAUUCUGCAUUAGCUCAAAGGUCGCAAAGAGAAGAUCUUUCGCGGCUAUUGAGUAGUUAUGCAAAUGGUAUAAGCAGAAGGGCAGAACAAAACCGAGAUGAUGGUGCUGAAUUUGGUAGAAUUGUGCAAAGAGACGAUGUUUCGCGGGUAAUAAGAAGAGAUGCAACUGCGAGGAGGAGGAGAGGAACUCCAAGCCAAGAUGAGGAUGCUGCAUUAGCUCUAAGGCUUCAGAGGGACGAGUUCAUGGACGCUUUUAGAGGAGGAACACAUCAGCAUUCAGGAAGCUCUGUCUCCUCAGCUAGAGAAAAUUUCAGAGCAAUGGCAGCCAGAGCCGUUAGUGCGCGAAUGACAAACCUGAGAAACCAUGCUACAUAGUUUCGUUUCAAUCUAUAAAUUUCUGCUGAUGCUCAUGAUCUUGAUAAGUAUUUGUACCAAUCUUUGAUACAAAAGUAUGCACCAAGAAUAUUUUUGGGUCAUAAACUGAAGAAGCAACUAUAUGUUUAGCAAAUUUUAUAACACCAGAAAUUUUAUAA
This is a messenger RNA of Mercurialis annua (annual mercury), 1500 nucleotides long. Its product is annotated as putative E3 ubiquitin-protein ligase RING1a. Gene Ontology annotation, molecular function: ubiquitin-protein transferase activity; nucleosome binding; metal ion binding. Gene Ontology annotation, cellular component: site of double-strand break; nucleus. Gene Ontology annotation, biological process: double-strand break repair. The record is from RefSeq and is a predicted model, not a curated record. Bases 158 to 1342 code for a protein of 394 amino acids. The transcript is spliced from 6 exons. NCBI's taxonomy places the organism in Eukaryota, Viridiplantae, Streptophyta, Magnoliopsida, Malpighiales, Euphorbiaceae.